Molecule: messenger RNA, 3709 nt
Organism: Osmerus eperlanus (European smelt)
Lineage: Eukaryota; Metazoa; Chordata; Actinopteri; Osmeriformes; Osmeridae
Product: mediator of RNA polymerase II transcription subunit 15-like
Exons: 7
Coding region: 150-1856 (568 amino acids)
Source: RefSeq, a predicted model, not a curated record
ACUGUCUUUAUUCACACAUGAACCUUUUGGAAAUGGAUCAUAGAUUUUAAGUAAAGGUGAACAUCUUUUGGUAAUUGCUACUCCUAUCAGCCACCCUAUAGGUACUCUCGCUUGGAUCGCAGGUAAGUUUCCAGGUAACACAGAACACCAUGAUGGAAUCCCAUACAGGAAGCCCACCCUGGGUGGUGGACCCAAGUUCCCCAGAUUGUGGCAACGAGGCCCAGCCUUCAACGGCAGAAAAAUUCCUCGAUAGACUGAACAUUGAAGAUCAGAGUCCAAUGCCAGUCCAGCAAAGACUGCCUGAUAUAGCACACGUUCAAGAUUUGCUACGACUGAAAAGUAAUGAUGAGGAUUUUGAGCGAGACCAUGACAUACUCAAAGUGCUACACAACCAUCAAACACAGGACAAGGAAACAAAAUACCCUUUAGACCAGAAACAAAAACAGGAAAGAGAAAAACAAAGCAGUGUUAAACAGGAAGUAGAAGAACAAGAACUGGAUCAAGGAAAACUUCAGUAUCCCGUAAGACCAGAUAAUCAGGACCACCGCCCACCUAAAUACCAAGAGACACUGUAUAAUCUAGAACUGGGCCACCAUGACAAAGAAAGACUCCACUAUCCAGACUUGGAUUCAGACCAAGAAAGAGUUCAUGAUCCAGAGUUGGACCAAGAUCAGGACCAGGAAAGUCUUGAUGCUUUAGUAAAAGGUCCUGUAGAAGAUGAUAUUCAGCAUGCCUCACACCAAGAUCUAACUCAACAACAUGACCAAGCAUUAAGUCCAGAUACUACACAGAUUUCUGUCCAAGAUCAGUCAAACAACCUGGACCAAGUUCCAUCUGAGAACCAAGACACUGAAGGCAAAGUAGACCACGACUACACACAGCUGCAUGAGCGACAUAAUGGCCAGGCACACGAUCUAGAUCUUGGUAUAGUUAGAAAUUCUGACCCCUCACCUUGUAUUGAUACAACCCAACAGCAGGACCAAAACAAACAGCCUGUAACAGAACAAGUGUCAUCCAUCGGACCUUCCUCGCCCGACCCAACGAACCCUGACCAGGAGCCAGUCACUGAUAAGCCUUGUGGGGAUGAGACUGGGGAGCCAGGUGGCGGCAUCCCAGCCGUGGUGAUCACUCAGGCACAGGAGGCACGAGAACUUGCACAGGUCAAGCCUGGGGAACCAGAAGCAGCAAGGUUGAAGGGACCAGAGAGACCACAAGAUCUGAUAAUACCUGCAGUAUCAGUGAUGGCUACAGGCCCUAAUCCCAUCCCUAUCUCCAGCCAAGGUCUUAGCCCUCAUCUCAGCACUAUGACCAGCUUUAGUCCCUUCCCUAGUCAAGGUCGUAGUCCCAGCCCUUGUCCCAGCCUCAGUCCAGGUCCUAGUCCCAGCCCUUGUCCCAGCCUCAGUCCAGGCUCUAGUCCCAGCCCUAGUCCCAGCCUCAGUCCAGGCUUUAGUGACUGUCCUAGUCCCAGCCCUAUCACCAGCCCUUGUCUCAGUGAUGCAAGUGACGGAGUUGACAUGGCCUGCUCUGAUUUGCUGUCCCUGAGAAGUGACUCUGUUUCCCUGUGUGCCAGCGAGGUGACCAUCUCUUCCAGGGGUUAUAGGGAGCAGCAGGGCCAAGAGGAUGAUACCAGAAGUGUUGCUGCGUCCUCUGUCAUGUCUCUGUUCCACCGAAUCCAGAUGGAGCCUCUUGAGAAGGACUGGCUGAGGAGUUGUGUCCUGGGGAACACUGCUGCUCUCCGCCAGCUCCUUAGGCAGGACCCCAGUCUGGCCUCCAAGAAGGACUUCAUCACUGGGGUGAGUAGCCUUUUUCGUUUGUCAUUGUUCAUCCUUUCUCUCCUAAUCAUCUUAAUAGGCUAGCAGACCAGACAGAACCUUUUUUUGCCUUGUUUUUUUGUUUUGCCUCAAUUAGCUUAGCAUUGAUAACACACGCGAUGCUCUAUUACCUCUGUCUAACUGUCUUGAUAAUAGUUUUAGAGAGUUGCUAAUGUCAAAGGUCGGAUGUCUAGCUGGUCUUUGAAACAGGGAAUAUUAAUACAAACGUCUGUUCAUGUAAAUGGGAUUCACACGGACGUCCAAUUUUCUGGCAUGUUUAUCUACAAAACUAACAAAAAGCGAACGUUGUUUUGCAAGACACACAGACACUCCCUUCAUGUUUUCUGACAGGUCUUGGUUUUCUGACAGGACCUUACUGUCGACAAGGUUCUAAACACUGUCCUACAUACACAAUGAUUCUUUUCAUCCCAGACAGUAUUGUGUUAUUUUCCUUCUUUUUUUCUCGUCAGGCGUCUGUACUGGUGUAAUAUAAGUGGUCAGAAUCUACGUUGAGACAGAGGAUCCAUGCUAAUUAGUGUGUCCAGUGAUUUUCAUCUCACUUCCAUAGACGAGGUUUAAAGCAGCAUAUACUAUCUGGGGGUGUAAUGAUAUUGUAAUAACAUGGUAAUUAAUAUUUGAGCAAACACUCACCCUGUUUUAGCCUGAAGACAACUGAACAGCUCCCUGUCAUUCCCUAAAGAUAAGGGAUACUGAUCAUAUUUGCAUGGAAUGACAGUGUUUCAUUCUCCCCAAAAUGUUAAGAUGUGGCUUUUUGUCUUUGUUUUGUUGUAACUUCCUGCCUAUUUGAAGAGCAAUUUUCACAGUUUUAGAUAUGGGAUUUGUAGAUCUGUAGAUAAGUGUGUAAGACGAUAUGUUACAGAGUAAACUGAAUCAUUGGUCUAAAUUUGACAAUAUGCAUUGGAGGAUAAAUUAGAACAUGAUGAUUAUUGGUCCUAAAAAAGAUCAGUAACUCUAACUAAUAUGAAAUCUAGAUAUGUUUAUUUUUCCAGAACUAUGUUCUUCACUAUGGUCGCUCUCCAUACUCACAUUUGAAACAAACAGCACACUUUUAAUGCAAUACAAAAGCAUUACUUCUCUUGCCACAGUAUGGAAACCUUAUGAAGGUAUGUAGACGUGUUCAAAACAGCCCAUAUGGCGAUACUAUGGUAGCCUGUCGUUGAAAAGAAGCUAAAGAAGGCAGAUCUGGGAUUUCACAAGGCAUUCAAUGAAAACACGCCUCUAUAGACUAACCACUGAGCUUUCUAUUCAAGAGCCCUGAAAAAAAGAUCCAUCCAUAUGGCUUCGCCUAGAAAAUGCUCCCUCAGUUUGUGUAGCCCCUCCAUGAUCUGCAUGGAAGCUGCCAUGCAGAAGUAACGACAUCAAUGGUGUAACCCCUCUCUCCACUUGAGAGAAUCACAUUUCUUUUCAUGCUUCACUUGAUCAAAACGGAAGGAGUGUAAUUUACGCCUUAUUGAUGUUCCUUUCCCUGCUGCUUUGAGUGCGGUAGCGUUAACUCAUUUUGGGUUGGUGAUGUGCCACCCACCAAACAGGCAACAGAUGCCAGUCGGCUGGAAGAGGGCGGUUGUUUGGCAAUCGCAGGUUUAAUGCUGGGUCACUGUCAAAGGGUCCCGGGAUGUACAAAAUGUACCUCCUCCACAAUGGUGUUUUUUUGCAACUUGCUGGCCUGAUUUUAAACAUCCCUACAAAUAACAAAGAAGCCAAAGUACACUUCACAUGUAGUAGGUAUAUUCCUUAUUCCCUCAUGUAACUUUUCAUGUGUGAUACUGUGAUUACACACAUAUUAAAAAGCUGUUCCGUGUUUAAGUUUUCGUUUAAUUAAAACUUUUCACAAUUUUACUUCACAAGUAAAAUUUUACUUCACAAGUAAAAUUUUACUU